This is a messenger RNA of Dryobates pubescens (Downy woodpecker), 4503 nucleotides long. RefSeq names its product acylglycerol kinase (gene AGK). Gene Ontology annotation, cellular component: mitochondrion; TIM22 mitochondrial import inner membrane insertion complex. Gene Ontology annotation, biological process: ceramide biosynthetic process; protein insertion into mitochondrial inner membrane. The transcript is spliced from 15 exons. The record is from RefSeq and is a predicted model, not a curated record. The coding region runs from base 70 to 1344 and encodes 424 amino acids. Lineage: Eukaryota; Metazoa; Chordata; Aves; Piciformes; Picidae. Gene Ontology annotation, molecular function: ATP-dependent diacylglycerol kinase activity; ceramide kinase activity; acylglycerol kinase activity.
GGCGGGGCGGCGGUUCCCGCCGGUCCAUGCUGAGGGGCGGCCGGUCUGCCCCGAGUGGCUAGGGGCGGCAUGGCGGGGGCCAUGAAAGUGCUGAGGACGCUGAGGAAUCACUGGAAGAAAACCACAUUCGGAGUCUGCCUGUUGAGCUGGGGCGGGAGCUGGCUGUACGGGAAGCACUGCGAUAACCUGCUGCGAAGAGCUGCAUGCCAAGAAGCCCAGGCUUUUGGCAACCAGCCAAUCCCUUCCAGUAUGCCCCUGAAGAAAGCAACAGUGUUCCUCAACCCGGCAGCUUGCAAAGGCAAAGCCAGGAACCUUUUUGAGAAGAACGCUGCUCCGAUUUUGCACUUAUCUGGCUUGGACGUAACUGUGGUUAAGACUGAUUAUGAGGGACAAGCAAAAAAGCUGCUGGAAUUGAUGGAGAACACAGAUCUCAUCAUUAUUGCAGGAGGAGAUGGAACAGUACAAGAGGUCAUAACUGGACUUCUCCGCAGAGCGGAUGAGGCUGUCUUCAGUAAGAUUCCUAUAGGAUUCAUUCCUCUUGGGAAGAACUGCACGCUGAGCCACACACUCUACCCUAAGAGCACAAACCAAGUCCAACAUAUUACUAAUGCUACAUUGGCUAUUUUGAAGGGAGAGACAGUUCCACUUGAUGUCUUGCAGAUCAAGGGAGAAAAAGAACAGCCUGUGUUUGCAGUGACUGGUUUAAGAUGGGGAUCUUACAGAGAUGCAGAGGUUAAAGCUAGCAAGUACUGGUACCUUGGGCCUCUGAAAACCAAAGCAGCUCACUUUUUCAGUACAUUUAAGGAAUGGCCUCAGAAACAUCAAGCUGCUCUCACAUAUCUGGGUCCAACUGAGAGACCUCCAGAAGAGCCAGAGGAGAAACCAUCCAGACCUCCUUUGUAUGUGAGGCUUUACAGACGACUUCGGUUGUACUGGUCAUCUCCUCCAAAAGAAAUUCCCCAGAAGGUCUUCCCAGAGGACUGGAAAGAAUUGAAUCUAUCCACUAUUGAGCUUUCCAUUGCAACUCAAAACAGGCAUCUGGAUCUAAUGCGCACUGAAGACUUCAUGGAUAUUUGCAUUGAAGCAGACGCUGUCAGCAAAGGAGAGUUCGUAAACAGAGGAAGUCAAAAGAUGAAUGAUCCACAUAUGUGCCCUGAAGGGAGUCAGUGCAUCCAAGCCAGCAGAUGCAUCUUGCAACUUCCAGAGGGCACCGAGGGGUCCUUCGGCAUCGACAACGAGGAGUAUGAAGCUAUGCCUGUGGAGGUGAAGCUGCUACCCCGCAAACUCCGGUUCUUCUGUGAUCCCAGAAGGAGAGACCAGAUGCUCCAGGCAGCAGUACAAUGAGAAUUCAUGCCAAAGAGGCCAGUGUUUACCAAUCCUGUCAGGGUCUCUUCGAGGCACAUGAGACUUCACCAGCCUGAUAAUCCCACCAGACUAUUAUGACAUGUGGCCAUUUUUAUGUACAAAGUACUUCCACUGGAAGCAGCCAAUUUGGAUAAUCUUAAAGGGGUUAAAAAUGCAAAGUUCUGGCAAAUGCAUGUUAGCUUGAUGGCAUCUUUUUUCCUUCCCCAAAGAAGUCAUCAAUGUUCCAUUUUCAACACUGCAGGAAGAGCACUGUGUCAGAUGCUACUGCUUUAAUGCAAUUGUAUAUUAAAGUGAAAUGAAAGCAUGUUUAUCCUUGUGUUUCAAGUCUACUUUACCAAUGUAUAAAUCACAGAAAACCUGGGAUCUUGGAAAUAAAAUCCUUAUCAGGGAGUAAUGCUGAAGAAGUCUGUCAUAUGUUGGAACUGCCACAUUAAAACAGGUGGCUGGUUACCUGUUCCAUCACAAAAUAAAUUAAAAGAUUGGUGAUACAAAGCUUCAGAGGAAGCUUAACAAUUCUCCUGUACUUCUGGAUAUUUGUUAUUUUUUUUCAUCUUCCAGGAUUCAACUGCACAGAGUUCCAGCUAAGAAUAUUGUAGAAAUAUAUUAGUUUGAUCAAGUGUAGGUGUGUUACACACAAGCAAAUGGGAAAAUGUCCUCAUUGACUCAAAGCUGCGUGGAGUACCUGUGUAAAGACUCUUCAACAAGCAAAAUUAGUCUUCUUUUGUAAGUAUUCCUUUUAUUCCUGUAGCAGUAUAAUACAAAAAAAGGGCAUCCAAAUAACUUUCAUUAUUCAUUGUGUCUGGUUGCUCUUCUCUUAUGUAAACAGUGCUUACCACUCCUUACGCAACCUACGUCCCCUUGAGCCUCAGUACUGUAAUCAGUUUUGUUGCUUUUCUGAGCUUCUGUUUAUACCUUCACUUUCAUUGCUGAAAGGAAAUAGUAUUGACUUAGGCAAGGUUAUGUUGCCCUUAUUAUAACUUAAAAGUUCACAUGAUUCUGCCUUGCCAACUGGAAGAAAAAAAUCAAUUCUUUUUUUUCCUGAUGCGAGAGUUGUUUGUAUGUAGUCCCUGUGUUACACUGUGAUCUAUUCUACGUUCAUCUGUUGAUUCUUUGCUGUAAUCAAAAUGAGGACAUCAGUGAACUGACUUCCAGCAGCUUUGCUGAAGACUAUCCUGGCUGCAAGCUGCUGCAACAGCAUCCUCUGCUGGAAGCUGGCUAAAGGCAAAAUGCUCUGAAAGGGGAAGUAGGGUUUGUUUUCUGCAUGAUGCUGGAACCAAUCUGAAUGCCGUCCUUCCCUUGAUUAUACUGUGGAGAAACCCAAGCUAUUGAGACCAGCACACAUCCCUUUUUUGACUAAAGAUCUAGGGAAGUAGAGACCUACUAGUUCUUUUGAAUAGUUAAGCUGGUGAUAGGGCCUGUUUUGUGCUGUCUUUCACCUGCAGCAAUUAAGAGUGCCCUGAGGACCUCUGGGUCACUCCCCAAGGAACAUGUUGGCUGUGCUCUGCUUUUUGCUUGCCAGAGAGACACUCGGAAUAUUGCUCUGCAGCCACUGGCUCACUCAGAGUUGGGGGCAGUCCUCACUGAGUUCUUCCUCAAGCUGAUGCUUCUGUAAAUACAAAAUUGCUGAUUUUCUUGGUGUUUUUUCUUAAGUGGCAGGAAAGACAAGGCAGCAGCCAUCUCAAAAAGGUAAGCUUUAAUUGUAUUUAAAAAUACUCAUGUUUUAGUAAGCAGUUUUACUACACAGCCACAGGCUUAUGGGAGCAACCACAGAUCUGCAAGAUGCAAACAACAUCAGAGUUGUUAGAACUACAACCAGCCUGCUGCAAGGGCUGAGAUGCCGAGAACUAGCUGCCAGUUCAUGUGUACAGGGAAAAGGACUAAUUCUCUUCCAUAGUGUCAGACACAUCGCUCCCUUUGCACUGGGAUUUCUUGCUUGAGGGUAACCAAGAGCUCCCUUCAGAAAUGAUAUUGUUAAUGAUGUUCUGCUGUUUAAAUACCAAGAAUCAUCUGAGACAGGCUGAUAGCUAAAUCAUCCUAUCACCAUAAGUUGAGUAUCUUCUAUAAAUACCAUUCAAGUAAUUCUUCCCCUUCCUCUACAGUCCAGAGGUCUUCCAUUGUGCAUUUCAGACCUCUGAACUGCAACGUGCAGAGGGGAUGUGUGAAGAAAACAUUACAUAAGGUAAGCAAGGGCUGAACUCGCUACCUACGGUGUUGAGGAAAGGACUCAGUUCUCGUGUUUCUGUCUUGAGAGGCAGACAAAUAACUUUGUAAAAACUCCAAGGCAGGAAGGAGUAGAAUCCUAGAUCCCACUCACGAAACACAUGUCCUGGCUUCAACUUAAGAGUCCGUUCUAGAAUAGCUUAAAAUACUGUAAUCUAAGUAAAAAGGAAGGAUAACAACCUAAUGCUGGACCAGCCCAAGGCACCUAUGUAUUAUCACCACAAUUAAACAUUUCUAUGUUAAUGACAUGUUGCAGUAACCAGGACCUGAAAUCCUGGUACCUUCUGGUUUAGACAGAUACAUGACUCAGUCAGUACAUUCCAGUCCCUCACAAAGGACAUUUAUGUUGUCUUCUCCCAUAAUCACUAGACCACUAGCUUUGGGCAGGGGAUGGGAGAGGGUAGAGAUGGCAACUAACUUAGAAGUAAUAGCCGUGAUGAGAGAAUUUGGCUUAGCCUGCUUUGUACUUAGGCUUUGGAAUUAGGACAGAGUGCUCUUGCCAUGCUAUUCCUGAAACUACUGCCUUUCAACCUCCUAGAGCAAAGCAUGCCUGUCUCUUGCAUCUACCACCAAGAGGGCCACAGCUACUUCCAGCUUUUUACCCAUUAACUUUGGCAGUUCUUAAAAAGGAAGUACCACCACAGUAACACUGCUUUACAGAAUAAGCUCCUUUCUUUUGAAAAGGUGAUGGAACUUUCUGCCCUUCAUGAUGCUGGAUAGGCAAGCUCAUCUCUUGUCACAGGCAUGUCCAUUAACUCAAACAUACACUGGAGCAGCAACUUCAUAUAUGCAGAAAAGAAGGUAUUAGCAUGUCUCUAAGACAAAUCUGAAGUCUUAAUUCAGUAAAAUGCCUUUCUCUUAGUAUCUGUUAUAGUUCUUAAUUGUACUUGGCUCUAUACACCUUGGUCUAGGCUUGCA